Molecule: messenger RNA, 1958 nt
Organism: Dalotia coriaria
Lineage: Eukaryota; Metazoa; Arthropoda; Insecta; Coleoptera; Staphylinidae
Exons: 2
Coding region: 162-1553 (463 amino acids)
Source: RefSeq, a predicted model, not a curated record
GAUAAAUACCAAUUUUUAAAAUUGAAUUUGGUGAUAAGUCUAGUUUGCGUCUUUUUAGAUUAGAAUGUUGUAUUUAGUGUUGCAUACAGUAAAACCACAUUUAAACUUAUAUAAGCGUCACACUGACAAGUUUUUAUAAUUUUACACAAGAUUUACAAAAUAUGAAGCAUUAUAUAUUUAUAUUCGCAUUAUUAUCUUUAAUUAUAAAGGUUAAAAAUGUGCAAUACAUUAGUUUAACUCCCGAAGACAAAGAAUACUUGAAAAGACAACUGCCGAAGAAUCACAAAUAUAGUUUACCAAUGCAACAGAUAUUCAACGAAUCUCAUUUAAAAAUAUAUGACGACCGAGCCAAACGACAAUAUAUGAUUUAUCCACCUGACCCUUAUCAUGGUGCAGCACCUGCAUAUCAAUUAAACCUACCUAUCAUGGCAGCAAUGCCCCCGCAAACAAAUCCUUACGUUGUCAUGCCUCAACAUGAUGCCUAUAUGCCUGAAGGUCCUCAUCAUCAACAGAUUCAAGCAAGAGCAAAUUAUCCCCAUUUACCGAUUCCAGAAUCUAUAAAAGUCACGACCGCUUUAUUAGAUCCUUCAAAUUGGAAUGAUUUGAGAUUUGAGAAUUUCUCUCCAACCACUGUAAAAUUCGAUUUGGAUGGUAUUGCGAAUAAGGCGUUUGAUGAAGCGAUAAAAUCAAGAAAAGAUUCAGUUUCAGAACCACAUACUGAAUCUAUAUGGAAAACUGCAUCGCUUACUAAAAGAAAGGUGUUGGAAGAAACAACAGCUCUCGCUACAGCAACAACACCUUUGAAAGAUUUACAAAAAGUAUCAAGUGGGAAGGAUUUUGCAGAAUAUGCUACGCAACCUACGAAACAAACUCGUGAAAUGAUGAAAACCACACUUGGAAUUAGAUCUGUUUUGGAAAGGGGUUUAGGCAUUGAAUUAUCUGCGUUCAAUCAGUCAGAAUGUGAAGCAAUGACACCAGAAGGUGGUGUCAGUAUCCCAUCGUUACCCCCAUUGAGUCCUAUAAAAAGCAUUGUACCUACUCCUAGUUUAUCAGGAAGCCCACAAAAAGAUGCAGCGCUCAAAGAUAAGUUGAUACAAAUUUUGGAGGAUGUAGAAUCUAUGAAGUCAAAAGUACCUGCACCCAAGGAAGGUCUUCCUUGUUCAAUAGUAGGCAAAUGGAUCUCAUCAUUAGCUGGAGGUGGUUUUGAGAUUGAUCAAACAAAUGGUAUUAAUUUUAAUGUUCCGAUUCUUCCGAGUUUGGGUGAUGGGUUUCUGAAAAACGGAGAAUGGAGGAUCACGGCUUCCACCCCAUUAGAAAAUGGCGGAUUGUUUGUGUUAACUGCUACUAGAUUAUGUGAUCUUUCAAUGGCGACAUUUACAGGCGAAUGUCGAACUUGUAACAGCGAAGAAAUUGUCACUGGUCAUUGGUUAAUGGUGAAACCAGCCUUGACCUGUGAAGAAAUGAAUAAAGGACAAGAUUUUUUCGGGGAUACAUGGAGACGUCAAGCCCCACCUACUACUGGUGGUGAAUGUGCAACAGAAAAAAUCAAUUAAUCAUGUGCUUUGUUUGUUUCAAAGUAUAACCUCUAAAUGUAACUAGGCGUGCGCAUUUAACCGCUUCCAAUUUCGAUUACACCUUCAGUUGUUCUUGUGCACCGAAGAUUGUUACAUCCUUCCGUGCGCGCGUUUAUGCAACGCAGCGAUUGCGCAAGCGCAGUAGCACAACCGAAAUGAAUUAUGAAGCGAAUCAUUAAGAGAAGCAGCCAUCAACACGAUAAGCAUCGAAUAACGAGUAGAAAAAGUGAAACGACAACUCACUGCACGACAAUGCCUCGGCGCGUUAAAGUUAAUCAUUAUUAUCUUCUAAUGACAAAAGGUGUAGAAAUUGUGUGUAUAAAAAGUCAGGCGUACGCUUGAAAAUUCUUCAGUUCAAAUUUAAACUUACCACCAACAAUAUGG